This is a messenger RNA of Laetiporus sulphureus 93-53, 1755 nucleotides long. RefSeq names its product DnaJ-domain-containing protein. NCBI's taxonomy places the organism in Eukaryota, Fungi, Basidiomycota, Agaricomycetes, Polyporales, Laetiporaceae. Gene Ontology annotation, biological process: protein import into peroxisome matrix. The transcript is spliced from 15 exons. Bases 68 to 1513 code for a protein of 481 amino acids. Gene Ontology annotation, cellular component: cytosol. The record is from RefSeq and is a predicted model, not a curated record.
CUUGCACUUCGGUUAACGUCUCCAUUGUCUUCGUUUAUUACUACGGUCGUUGGCUGCAUUCUCAACUAUGGCACCUGUUGAAACGGAGUAUUACGAUCUGCUAGGAGUGUCGCCUGAUGUGAAUGAUACGGACCUGAAGAAAGCGUAUCGGAAACAAGCCAUCAAGUUCCAUCCAGACAAGAAUCCGUCUCCGGAUGCGGAAGAGAAAUUCAAGGACAUUAGCAAGGCGUAUCAGGUUUUGUCCGACCCAAAUCUCCGAGCAGUCUACGACCGGAAUGGCGCUAAAAUGGUGGACAAGGAAGGCGGAGUGGGCAUGGAAGAUGCCGCGGGCUUCUUCGCCAACGUCUUUGGAGGAGAGCGAUUUAGAGACUACAUUGGCGAGAUCUCGCUCAUGAAAGAGAUGACUUCUGUCGCGACGACCAUGAUGUCUGAGGAGGAGAAGGCUGAGAUGGAGAAGGAUCUCAACGAGGGCGCAACGUCGCCCGCUGUAUCGCCUUCCGCCAGCAGCCCCACCGUCGAGUUACCGAAAACUCGGCCUACCUCUGCCGGGCCUACAUCGCCUUCGCGUGCUUCUGGCGUAUGGUCCCCACCGCUAUCCUCGCCCGUUAGCUCCGAAGUUCCCGCAUCCUCGUCUCAGAGCCUUACGUCGUCCUCAACCGGAAACCUGCGGGAGAAGGAGCAGAAAGAGUAUACGAAGAAGCGUUCGAAGCUCUCGAUAGACCAGAAGAAGAAGCUGCAGGAGCUAGAAGAUGAGCGGCGGAAGAACAUGGAGGAACGGGUGCGGACGCUGACGGAGAAGCUGAAGGACCGACUGCGGCCAUUCGUGGAGGCAAAGCGUCCAGGGGAUAAGGAUGACAAUGAGACUCAGGUGUUCGAGGCGAAGGUUCGGCAAGAGGCGGAUGAUCUGAAGCUGGAGAGCUUUGGCGUCGAGCUUCUACAUACCAUCGGUAAUGUCUACAUGAUGAAGGCGACGUCGUUCCUGAAAUCACGAAAAUUCCUCGGGAUUCCUGGCUUCUUCUCACGGCUGAAGGAGAAGGGAACUGUUGCAAAAGACGCGUGGGGAGUCAUUGGAUCCGCAAUAGGCGUUCAGCAAGUGAUGCAGGAAAUGGAAAAACUACAAGCGAAGGGAGAUGUUCCAGAAGAUGAACUCCGUGCGCUAGAAGAGGACGUCACUGGCAAGAUCAUGCUUGCAUCAUGGCGAGGGACCCGCUUUGAGGUCGUGCAAGUAUUGCGCGAGGUCGUGGAUAAUGUGUUGAAAGAUCACGAAGCCACAGAUCAAAUAUUGUAUAACAGAGCCAAGGGUCUGCUGUUAAUGGGCGCCAUUUUCAAGUCCACAGUUCCCGAUGAGACUGACGAGGAGCGACGCGAGCUCGAGCGGAUGGUGGCCGAGGCAGCCUCUGGAAAGUCUAAGCACCAUGUGCGCCCCAAGAGCAAGCGCCACGGCCAGGAGUCGGUGCACUCCACGUCGUCGCAAGAGAAGAAGGGGCAUGCUUCCCACCCGUCCGCGAGCUAAGUAUGUCCCCGACGAGGCCGCGAUAGCGAUCUUGUCCGGGCCAACUGCUGUUUUCAUCUGUUGGUUUGAGGUGUGGGCUGGGUGUUCGUCUGCAAUUUUUGUUAUAAUACAUACGCUACUUUUUGCUGUAUCUAGAGCGUUUAGACCGUAAACUCCUCUCCACGCCCGUCAGUCAUGAUAGCUUUCAUAUCAAUGUAAUCUUUUAAUAAUUUACCUUUGAAUCUCCUCAGUCUUAUACCCAC